AUGGGUCCUUUUCCUUCAUCAUUUAGCAAUCUAUACAUUUUACUGGCUGUGGAUUACAUAUCAAAAUGGGUAGAAGCUGCAGCAACACCAGCUAAUGAUGGAAAAACAGUUCUUCGAUUCCUUCAGAAAAAUAUAUUCACGCGGUUUGGUACUCCCCGAGCAAUCAUAAGCGAUGAAGGGAGUCACUUCUGCAACAAACAGUUCGAAGCUCUUCUUUCAAAAUAUGGUGUUCGUCAUAGAACUGCCCUCCCCUAUCAUCCGCAAACUGCUGGGCAGAAAAGACUAUUACAGCUGGAUGAGUUGGAGGAAUUUCGAAACGAAGCUUAUGAGAACGCUAAGAUUUACAAGGAAAGAACUAAGAGGUGGCAUGACCGAAAUUUAUUUGUCCAGCUUUGUUAA
Molecule: messenger RNA, 399 nt
Organism: Cannabis sativa
Lineage: Eukaryota; Viridiplantae; Streptophyta; Magnoliopsida; Rosales; Cannabaceae
Exons: 3
Coding region: 1-399 (132 amino acids)
Biological process (GO): DNA integration
Molecular function (GO): nucleic acid binding
Source: RefSeq, a predicted model, not a curated record